UAAAAAAAGGGGAUUAAUCUGGCUGGAGUGCACAUGACGCUGCACAUCGUCGCAUGCCAUCUCUCCCCCAAAGUCGUCGUCGUCUAAACUUAACGUGAUGGAAUGGCAUCCAUAAUAUUCGUCCACCCUCUCCACUACUUCGUCUCCACCACCAGAGCAUCUAAUUUCACGCUCCAAGCAGUAUACUUCACACUCUCGCUACCUCGCUAAGCUAAGCUAGCUCUCCUUCAACGCCACGUCGACAAUGGCGGACCAGCCGCAGCAGCAGCAGCCGGAGCCGGAGCCGGAGAUGGGGGCGCAGCCUCAGCAGCAGUGGGAGGGCGCGGUGGAGGCGCGGCUGCCGUCGACACCGGCCGCCGCGGCGUGGCCGCACCUUGCCGCCUUCUGCUCGCUGCACCGCUACAACCCCGGCAUCGACGUCUGCGAGCGCGUCGCCGGCGACGACGGCGUCCCCGGCUGCGUCCGCUACGUCGCCUCCCGCCCGCCACCACCACCUCCGCGAGCUAAGGAUGGUGGUGACGACGACGACGACGACCAGCAGCCGGCGGCCGCCGCCGCCGGGGUGGAGACGUGGGCGCGGGAGGAGCUUCUCGAGAGGGACGACGCCCGGCGCCGCCUCGUCUACGCCGUCGUCGGCAGCAACUUGGGGUUCGGCCGCUACGUCGCCACCAUGACGCUCGUCGACGACGACGGCGAGGACGUGGAUGUCAACGCUCCGGCGCCGGCGGCCGCCGCCGCCGCAGGGUGCAAGCUCGUGUGGGCGUUCGAGUGCGAGCCCGUGAAGGGGUGGACAAGGGACGGCUUGCUCGCCUACCUCGACGCCGCCGGCAAGGGCAUGGCCGAGCGGAUCGAGGCCGCCGCCGCCGCCGCCGUCACCGACAUUGCCGUAGAAGACGACGCCGCCGCCGCUCGCAGCUAGAAGAAUAAAUCAAGUAAACUUUUAAUUACUUUUCCUGCUUAAUUAGCCUCUUCUAAUGAUUUGUUUGGUUCAUCUAGAUAUCAAGUCACAUUUUAUUACUCUUUAAUUCAUCGUGUAAAAGUCUAAAAGAACAUAUAUUAGAAGGUAGUGUUCGUUUGCUAGUCAAUGUGUACGUGGACGAUGGUGAAAUAUUUUUCCAUAUGUGAGACUUUUUAGGUUGCUGACAAUGUACAUUUCGUAGUCCUUCGUUUGAUUACGUUUGAUCGAUCGAGAUCGUCCGUCCACACGAUGAUUGUAUGGUUGCAAAUAUUUUGAAGGUUGAAAUGGAAUCGAAUUAUUCCCUCU
Oryza sativa Japonica Group (Japanese rice) is the source of this 1264-nucleotide messenger RNA. RefSeq lists its product as uncharacterized. Lineage: Eukaryota; Viridiplantae; Streptophyta; Magnoliopsida; Poales; Poaceae. The record is from RefSeq and is a predicted model, not a curated record.